This is a messenger RNA of Lolium rigidum, 2674 nucleotides long. RefSeq names its product potassium transporter 18-like. The transcript has 10 exons. Lineage: Eukaryota; Viridiplantae; Streptophyta; Magnoliopsida; Poales; Poaceae. The coding region runs from base 157 to 2496 and encodes 779 amino acids. The record is from RefSeq and is a predicted model, not a curated record. Gene Ontology annotation, biological process: potassium ion transmembrane transport. Gene Ontology annotation, molecular function: potassium ion transmembrane transporter activity. Gene Ontology annotation, cellular component: membrane.
CGCAGCUGUGCCCAAAUUUAAGAUCGAUUAAUUAUGUCAUGUGCUGCUCAUUUGUUUCUAUGUACACUAGAUAGAUUAAUUCAAGCUAAGGUAGUUUCUUCAUUUCUACAGCUCGUAAGAUACUGCUGCUGAUUGUCUGAAGUCUGAACUGAGCUCAUGGAGACUGUUUCGACAAACGAGGGUUCCGGUAAGGGCGCGAUGUGGGAGCUGGAAAGGAACCUCGAUCAGCCCAUGGAUGCAGAGGCCGGGAGACUGAGGAAUAUGUACAGAGAAAAGACCUACCCAACAAUUUUGCUGCUGCGUCUAGCCUUCCAAAGCCUUGGUGUGGUAUUUGGAGACUUAGGCACAUCACCUCUUUAUGUUUUCUACAACAUCUUUCCUCAGGACAUAGAAGACACGGAGCAAGUGAUUGGAGCGCUCUCGCUUAUUAUCUACUCCCUUACCCUGAUUCCACUUGUCAAAUAUGUGUUCAUUGUCUUGAGGGCGAACGAUAACGGCCAAGGUGGAACAUUUGCUCUUUAUUCACUGCUUUGCCGGCACGCAAAGAUAAACAUUAUUCCCAACCAACAUAGAACAGAUGAAGAUCUAACAACAUAUAGCCGUCAGACAUAUGACGAGAAAUCUCUUGCUGCAAAGAUAAAAAUAUGGUUAGAGGGGCAUCAGUUCAGAAAGAAUGUCAUUCUUAUUCUUGUACUCUUUGGUACUUGCAUGGCUGUUGGAGAUGGAAUUCUCACUCCUGCCAUAUCAGUUCUUUCAGCAACUGGUGGAAUACAGGUUGAAGUACCUGGGAUGAGAAAUGAUGUGGUUGUAAUAGUCUCUGUGGUGAUAUUGAUUGGACUGUUCAGCAUGCAGCACUAUGGUACAGAUAAAGUCAGUUGGCUUUUUGCACCGAUAGUAUUCCUUUGGUUCAUACUUAUUGGAGUCCUUGGAGCGGUGAACAUUUAUAAAUAUGACAAGUCAGUUCUUAAGGCGUUCAAUCCUAUUUAUGUAUAUCGUUACUUUAAGCGAGGGAAGACUAGCUGGGCUUCCCUAGGAGGAAUCAUGCUCAGCAUAACAGGGACAGAAGCACUGUUUGCCGACCUUUCAUUUUUCCCUGUACAAGCUAUUCAGAUUGCUUUCACUACGGUUGUGUUCCCAUGCCUUCUUCUGCAGUAUACUGGUCAAGCUGCCUAUAUAGCUACGUACAAGAAAAAGGUCAACCAUUCCUUCUAUUAUUCUCUUCCAGAAAGUAUACUUUGGCCAGCGUUCGUCAUUGCAACAGCUGCUGCAAUAGUUUCAAGCCAGGCAACUAUAUCCGCGACGUAUUCUAUUAUCAAGCAAGCACUUGCUGUGGGAUGCUUCCCCAGGGUGAAGAUCAUCCAUACUUCCAAGAAGUAUCUUGGACAGAUAUACAGUCCAGAUAUCAAUUGGAUCCUCAUGAUUCUCUGCAUCGCAGUCACAGCUGGAUUCAAGAAUCAGUCCCAGAUUGCAAAUGCGUAUGGUACUGCUGUCAUAAUAGUUAUGCUCGUGACAACAUUUCUCAUGAUCCCCAUAAUGCUGCUGGUAUGGCGCAGCCACUGGAGCUUGGUCGUCCUCUUCACCGUGCUGUCACUGGCGGUCGAGAUCCCGUACCUGACUGCUGUCAUGCAGAAGAUCGACCAGGGAGGCUGGGUUCCGCUUGUGUUCGCCGUGGCAAUCCUCGUCAUCAUGUAUGUGUGGCAUUACGGCACGCUCAAGCGCUACGAAUUCGAGAUGCACAGCAAGGUGUCCAUGGCGUGGAUCCUCGGCCUCGGGCCGAGCCUCGGCCUUGUCAGGGUCCCUGGGAUGGGCCUUGUGUACACUGAGCUGGCGAGCGGCGUUCCCCACAUCUUCUCGCACUUCAUCACGAACCUGCCGGCAAUCCACUCCACGCUGGUGUUCGUCUGCGUCAAGUACCUACCGGUGUACACCGUGCCGCCAGACGAGCGGUUCCUCGUGAAGCGGAUUGGGCCCAAGAGCUUCCACAUGUUCCGGUGUGUGGCACGGUACGGGUACAAGGACAUCCACCGGAAGGAUGACGAUUUCGAGAAGAUGCUCUUCAGCAGCCUGCUGCUCUUUGUCCGGCUGGAGAGCAUGAUGGAGGAGUACACCGACUCCGACGAGUACAGCGCCCGGGAUCAGCAGGAGCUGAUCCAUGAAGCUAGCAGCGACGCUGACCUCAGCUACGCAUCCCGUGACUCCAUUGUCCCGGUGCGCACCCCGAACCACGGCUCAGGGGGGCAGACGACGAUGACAAUGACGCCGGGGUUCCAGACGGUGGGCGACGAGGUGGCGUUCUUGAACUCGUGCCGGGAUGCCGGGGUGGUUCACAUACUUGGGAACACCGUCAUCCGGGCACGCAGGGACUCGGGGUUCGUGAAGAAGUUCGCCAUCGACUACCUAUACGCCUUCUUGAGGAAGAUCUGCAGGGAGAACAGCGCCAUCUUCAACGUUCCCCAUGAGAGCCUGCUGAACGUUGGGCAGGUGUUCUAUGUGUAGCUCAAACUUCAAACCGAAUGUAAAUCAAUGUGUGUAGAUUAUGUACAGGGAAUUGUACGGCGAUGAAUUUUGAAGUGAUAAUUAUGCAUAUCUGAAAGCUAUAGAAUGUAAACGAACUGGACAAAUUUCAGUGUGGUGCGAUUCAAAUACGUGUUUGAAUCCAAUUAGUACUUCUUUA